Cylindrotheca closterium is the source of this 696-nucleotide messenger RNA. The record is from the annotation of a GenBank genome assembly. Lineage: Eukaryota; Bacillariophyta; Bacillariophyceae; Bacillariales; Bacillariaceae.
AUGGAUUAUUCGAAUUACCAACUCGGCAUGAUUACGAUACAACAAAACAAUGCUGCUGUAUCCAAGUUAAAGGAUGGCAAAGUGAUCGAUGCCUUUCAUCUGCUAUCGAAGGCUUGCCAAGGUGCACAUGCAGCCAAAACGGAGGAAGAUUCCAACUAUGAUAGGAGCUAUCGGUACACGUGGCUCGAUUGUUCGAGAGCUCUUGCGCGUAGAAUGAACGGGACGAGAAAGUUUAGUGAUGGUAGCUUGCCAUUCCUCUUUCUUCAAUUUUUGUGGAUAGAACCACCAGAAGGAUGCUAUGCCGUGAGCGAGGAGAAACAAACUUCAGUCCAUGUGCGAGGGUUUAUUUGGGUGUUAUGGUACAAUCUUGCCAUUGUGUCAAUACUACUAGGAAACCCAGUUGAAGCCCGUGGUAAUCAUUUGCUAACACAAUCCCUCGAUUUGUUUCGCUUGGUUCAGAGUGUUGUGGAUCCUCAACCAUUUUCAAAGCAUUGGUUGAUACUCAAGCUGUCAAUUUUGAACAAUGAGGCAUGUGUACUCAGUGAUCUCGCGGAUUCUCACCAACGCUUGGACCGAUUGAUCCAGAUGGGUCUAGCACUUGGCAACAUGUCGCACCUUCUCGAUCCCCAAGAUCGAGAGCAAUUCGUAUGGACGGUCAAGACGAUGGCGGAUGACCGCUAUGCUGCAGCAGCUUAG